Asterias rubens (European starfish) is the source of this 1608-nucleotide messenger RNA. RefSeq names its product UPF0705 protein C11orf49 homolog. Bases 198 to 1046 code for a protein of 282 amino acids. The record is from RefSeq and is a predicted model, not a curated record. The transcript is spliced from 7 exons. NCBI's taxonomy places the organism in Eukaryota, Metazoa, Echinodermata, Asteroidea, Forcipulatida, Asteriidae.
AAUGAACUACAGUCAAUUUGUUGCCAGCCUAUUGGAAGUGUCCGCAUUAUUUUUGUUGAUGUCGUCGACUGCUUCAUUCAUUUCUCAAAAGUUGUCUGUUUCUAGGUAGUAAGAUCUAUAAUCGUCGGUAACUGAAUGCGACCUUUGUGAAGAUUUGUACGUUUUUCAAUAGUAGAAUAAUUCUACAGGAAUGCAGAAUGGAUACAAGCAGGUUUGCCAUGACAGCUGAGGAAUAUUUAGCAAGUCAGCACAUUCCCGUGUACCUAGAGGAUGCCAUCAGUCAGUUGAUGGAACACAAAGAAGAAUAUCCCAAAGUCAACCCGGCAAGGUUUCUUCAAGACUAUUUUCUCAGCAUUCAGCAAGGGACCCAUAUACUCUUUCGGGAGUACAACUUCCUCCGAGCCACGCCCCACAAUCGAGCAUCCUUCAUCCGCACAUUUUGGAAAUCCUUCCGUCAUAUCGGCGACAGUGGAGAUUUAUUGAACGUCGGGGAAUACCACUCUCUCCUCUGUCUCCUGUGUCCGGACUUCCCCCUCGAUCUCGUUCAAGGAACAGCUCGGAUCAUCUUUCUAGAAGACGCUAUGGACUCCCUGACAUCAUUUGCUGACUUCCUCUACGCCUUCCAAGUGCAGUUCUACUUUGAAGAUUUUCUGCACAUGUGCUCGUCCGUGUACCACCAUCUGGUGGCGUCGUUACCGAGUCCCCGAGAGGCAGUGUACAUCCCGAGUGAAUCCUCCCCCAGACAAGAGAAGAAACAUCCCAAACCCGUGGAGCAUGCCACGCCCGAUGGGGUGGAGUCCAGACUGUUCCUUGAAGCGUUGACAAAAGAAUGCGCAGAGGCUACCUACAGUUGCCCGCCAGUCAUCUGCUUGUCUAAAAUUCUAAACAGCGCCCCCAGGGUAUCGUUUUACGGCUUUCUGAGUCGUCUCGCUAAGAGUGGAGCAAUAAAUGAGAGUGUUCGGAUGCUUCCGGCCAAGGGAUCGUUGUAUGAGGGUACCGACCAAGAGCUCACAUCACCGAUCACAAGAACCCAACAAACCAGCUGAGCAAACAAGAGACGAUUUGUAACCGAGGAAGUACCCCCUCUAAGAUCUGUUGCACACCCCAUCAGUGUUGUAGCUAUAGACCAAGUUUAGUGUUGGGCUCUAAAUGUUUAGAUAUGGGGCCAUCAUUGCUUAAGUCAUGUAAGUUGAAUCUAGGGGAAAUCUGUGCUGGGUAGCACAGUGUAUUUUGCUCAGAGUGCUGAGCGAGAUUCGUUAGUUCUGGGCAGGCCCGCCCAGAACCGCCCACCUUGGCUACGACACUGUACACUAUAACUGGAAAAGUUCAUCCAAGUGCAAAACAAACGGGGGCUACAUGUAGCCCUUUUCACACUUGUCUCUUAUCCCCUGGGAGUUCAGCCCUGAAGAGGCAGCAGGAUUUGUUUCACCCUACCGUUAACAUCAUCAGUCUCCGCCUAGAUCACUAUUCCACGGGAGUCUGGCAGCACAUUUCCUCAGGGAAUACAGUAGUGUGAAAAAAGGCUAAGAGGUGUACAAUGGGAGACUUUCUGGGACGAUAGAGGGCAGCAGACUUACCGGGUAAAUCCAUUGUUCUCAGAAUUAUGCG